AUGCUGUUAUCACGUGCGCCUCUGCGGCUAUUGAAGCCCAUUGGCGUUUCAAUACGAAGCCUGGCAACGCAUGCGAAAAGCAAGAACAAAAAGCUCCCCCUCGCCGGCUUGAAAGUGCUCGAUCUAAGUCGGGUUCUGGCAGGACCAUACUGUACCCAAAUACUAGGCGAUCUUGGCGCAGACAUCAUUAAAAUUGAACACCCUGUACGCGGGGAUGAUACACGCGCCUGGGGCCCUCCUUAUGCACCAUACAUUGACGGCCGAGAAGGGCCUGGCGAGAGUGCUUACUACCUUUCCGUAAACCGCAACAAACGCUCCUUAGCCCUCUCCUUCGCUCAUCCCCAAGGCCAAAAUAUCCUGCACAGACUAGUGAGAGAAGCAGACAUCCUCGUCGAAAACUACAUUCCCAACAGCCUCGCAAAAUACAAGCUCGACUACCCGACCCUGUCGACCAUAAACCCUUCUUUGAUCUACACCUCCAUCACAGGGUAUGGUCAGACAGGGCCCUACAGCAACAGGCCUGGUUUCGACGUAAUGGUUGAAGCGGAGUUUGGGCUGGCACAUCUGACAGGGAGUAAAAAUGGCCCGCCGGUGAAGGUUGGUGUUGCGGUUACGGAUCUCACGACGGGUCUUUAUGCGGUGCAGAGUAUCCUUGCAGCACUCUGGCAGAGGGCGCAGAGUAAAGAGAACGGAGAGGCUGGAAAAGGAGAAGGACAGCACUUGGAUGUUUGUCUCAGUGAUUGCCAGGUUGCGACGCUGGCGAAUAUGGGGCAGGGGCCUCUUAUCUCAGGACAGAAGGAUAGUGGAAGAUGGGGAACCGCGCAUCCAUCCGUCGUUCCCUACCAAUCCUUCGCCACAGCGGACGGGGACAUCUUCGUUGGCGGGGCGAACGACAAGCUCUUUGGAAUCCUUUGCGCGCGGCUCAACAAGCCAGAAUGGGCUUGUGACGCGCGCUUUGUCACGAACUCGGACCGCGUCGCUAAUAGGUCUGUCCUUGAAGAGAUGAUUGAGCACGAAACGAGAAAGUUAUCUACGAAGGAAUGGCAGGAAAGAUUCCAGGGCUCAGGACUGCCUUUUGCCGUUGUUAACGAUGUGCUUGGGACAAUGGGGCAUGAACAUGUACAAGCGCGGGGUAUGGUCCAGACAAUAGCGCAUCCGGCAUGCGGGCUAAUCAAGGUGAUUUCGCCGCCGGUGAAGUACUCAAAUGCGGAGCCGAGCAUUCGACGGGCGCCGCCAUUGCUGGGGGAGCAUACGGAUGAAGUUCUAAUGGAGAUUGGGCUUAGUGAGUUGGAGAUUGCAGGAUUGAGAAAAGAGAAGAUUGUCGCUUGA
Aspergillus nidulans FGSC A4 is the source of this 1329-nucleotide messenger RNA. RefSeq names its product CaiB/BaiF CoA transferase family protein. Bases 1 to 1329 code for a protein of 442 amino acids. The record is from RefSeq and is a predicted model, not a curated record. Gene Ontology annotation, molecular function: catalytic activity; CoA-transferase activity. NCBI's taxonomy places the organism in Eukaryota, Fungi, Ascomycota, Eurotiomycetes, Eurotiales, Aspergillaceae. The transcript has 6 exons.